CGGGAUGACAAUAUAUAAAAAGAAAGAAAAUAUUAUAUAGUAUAGAUUAAUUCUAAGCAUUUACCUAUAUUUAAUUAGAAAUGUACAAUGGAUAACGAAGAAGAUCUAGCGUAUGUAUUAGUUGUACUAAUGAUUGGUACAUAUAUAUUAAAAAGACAAACAUCUUUUCGUUGGAUUAAUAGAAAAUAUUGGGUGCGACCAAUUAAUAUAAGACGUCCCAUUCAAGGAGAUUUUGAUCAUUUAUUACAAGAAAUGAAAACUGAUCCUUAUAUGUUCUUCAGAUAUACCAGAAUGUCCGUAAAUGUUUUCAAUCACUUAUUAGAAAUAAUGAAACCAUUCUUAACCAAAAAGAGUCAUCGUGCCUUAGUACCAGAGCAACGUCUUGCUUUAACUUUAAGAUAUCUCGCCACAGGAAAUCAAAUCUUGUCUAUUGCGUUAGCAUACAGAAUUGGAGAAUCUACAGCGAGAAAUGUAAUUAAGGAAACUUGUGCUAUGAUCAUAAAAGUAUUGUCACCGAUAUAUCUCCAAGCCCCUACCGAAGAACAAUGGCUAAAAAUAAUUGAAGGCUUUUAUAGGAAAUGGAACUUUCCAAAUUGCUGCGGAGCAAUAGACGGGAAACAUAUUCAAAUACAAGCACCGCCAAAUUCUGGAAGUCUGUUUUAUAAUUAUAAGAAAACAUUUAGUAUUGUUUUGAUGGCAGCAUGUGAUAGUGACUACAAAUUUACGUUGAUAGACUGCGGAUCAUAUGGUAGUAGUAAUGAUGCAGGGAUAUUUUCAAGGUCCGAUUUUAAUAAAGCUUUAGUCAAUGGCAAUUUACAUCUACCACGAGGCGAAAGCAUCUUACCCGGAAGUGAUAAAAAGUCACCAUGUUUUUUUGUCGCGGAUGAAGCAUUCCAUUUAUCUACAAAUCUAAUGAGACCAUAUUCUGGACGAAAUUUGGAAUCAAAAAAAAGAAUCUUCAACUACAGAUUAUCACGAGCCCGAAGAGUUAUCGAAAAUAGUUUUGGAAUUCUGGUAUCAAGAUGGCGAAUAUUUAGAAAACCCAUUUGUAUGCACCCAAAAACUGUAGACACAAUAGUAAUGGCGACAAUAUGUUUGCAUAAUUUUUUGAAAACAAUAAAUGAUUUAACGUCAAUGGAAAACAGAAUAUACUGUCCACCCAACUUCGUAGACACAAAGCAAGAAGAUGGAAGUAUUGUUUCUGGAGCAUGGCGAAAUGAAUAUAGUACAGCUGUUCAGUGUAUCAGAUCGAGUACAGCUCACCGAUCGACGAUUGAAGCAUAUAAACAACGGGAUAUUAUUGCAGAUUAUUUUUUGAGUGCUGUUGGUGAAGUUCCAUGGCAGUACUCUUACAUUCGUAGAGGCUUACAUUGUCCCGAUAUGGAGUAAAGAAUUAAUAUUAUGUUUGU
This is a messenger RNA of Camponotus floridanus (Florida carpenter ant), 1409 nucleotides long. RefSeq names its product protein ALP1-like. Lineage: Eukaryota; Metazoa; Arthropoda; Insecta; Hymenoptera; Formicidae. Bases 88 to 1389 code for a protein of 433 amino acids. The record is from RefSeq and is a predicted model, not a curated record. The transcript is spliced from 3 exons.